Molecule: messenger RNA, 1338 nt
Organism: Ipomoea triloba (trilobed morning glory)
Lineage: Eukaryota; Viridiplantae; Streptophyta; Magnoliopsida; Solanales; Convolvulaceae
Product: 8-hydroxygeraniol dehydrogenase-like
Exons: 5
Coding region: 105-1175 (356 amino acids)
Biological process (GO): lignin biosynthetic process
Molecular function (GO): cinnamyl-alcohol dehydrogenase activity; zinc ion binding
Source: RefSeq, a predicted model, not a curated record
CUCGUUACACAUAACCAUUCUAGCUUCCAAAGAUUGCAGUUACUUGUUGCAAUUCUCUUUAAUUUCUCCCACAUUGUGAUAAUAUUGCCUGAGAUUUUGGUAAAAUGGCAGCGUCACAUGAAGAAGAGCACCCAGUUAAGGCCUUUGGAUAUGCAGCUAGUGACACCUCUGGGCUUCUUUCACCGUUCAAGUUUUCAAGAAGAGCUACCGGUGAAAAGGAUGUGCAAUUCAAGGUUUUGUACUGCGGCAUCUGUCACUCGGAUCUACACCAGAUCAAGAAUGAAUGGGGCUUCACUAAGUACCCCAUUGUCCCUGGGCAUGAAAUUGUUGGUGUGGUGACUGAGGUUGGUAGCAAGGUAGAGAAAUUUAAGGCUGGAGACAAAGUAGGUGUGGGAUGCUUGGUAGGGUCCUGCCGUAAAUGUGAUAACUGUGCAAAUGAUCUCGAGAAUUACUGCCCUCUAAGCGUACAGACUUACAAUGACUUGAGAACCACCACUUACGGUGGCUACUCAGACAUCAUGGUGGCUGAUGAGCACUUUGUGGUCCGAUGGCCCGAAAGCCUGCCUAUGGAAGCUGCUCCUCUGCUCUGUGCUGGCAUAACUACGUAUAGUCCCUUGAAAUACUUUGGACUUGACAAGCCCGGGAUGCACAUUGGUGUGGUUGGUCUCGGUGGUCUAGGCCAUAUGGCUGUCAAGUAUGCAAAGGCCUUUGGCACAAAGGUGACUGUUAUCAGCACAUCUCCUAGUAAGAAGCAGGAAGCUCUGGAGCGUCUUGGCGCUGACUUGUUCUUGGUUAGCACCGACCCUGAGCAGAUAAAGGCUGGAAUGGCUACAUUGGAUGGCAUUAUUGACACGGUUUCUGCAGUUCAUGCUCUUUUACCAUUGAUUGGUUUAUUGAAGUCCCAUGGAAAGCUGAUCAUGGUUGGGGCACCUGAAAAACCACUUGAAAUCCACAUGUUCCCAUUGCUUAUGGGUAGGAAGCUAAUUGCUGGCAGUUGCAUCGGAGGGAUGAAGGAGACGCAAGAAAUGUUAGAUUUCUCAGCAAAACACAACAUAACACCAGAAGUUGAAAUCGUUCCAGCAGACUACGUGAACACUGCCAUGGAUCGCCUUAAGAAAUCUGAUGUGAGAUACAGAUUUGUACUGGAUAUAGGGAAAACAUUGAAGGCUGCUUAAUCUACACCUUUUAAAAGGUUUCACAAGAGCAGAUUAUGAACGUUAAAAGAAGAGGUUUUGAACUCUGAGAAGCUGUACUUUAGCAUCUUAUUGUCCUUGAUUGUGUUGACUGUUAGUUUGAUGCAACUAAAAAUAAAAUUUCUUCCUCUGCUUUGAAUCACAA